AUCCUUCCGAUAAUAGACACUAUUAUUUUGUGUGGAAGGCAAAAUAUUGCUCUUAGGGGCCAUAGAGAUUAUGGCGAGUUUGAUAUAAAUCGUAGACCUGCCGAGAAUGAGGGUAACUUUAGAGCACUGCUUAGAGCCAGAAUUGAAGCGGGGGAUCAAGAUUUAAAAAAACACUUUGAAUCAUGUGGAAAAAAUGCUACGUACAUAAGUUGGAACUUCCAAAACCAAAUAAUUGAUGCUUGUAACCAGAUCAUAACUGAAAAAAAUAGCAACUAAAGUUAAAGAGGCUAAGUUUUUUAGUAUUCUCGCAGAUGAAACGUCCGAUGUUUCAACAAUUGAACAGUUUUCGUUGUGUCUACGAUACGUAGAUUCUGAUGCAUCAAAUAAUUACCAAAUAUGUGAGCAAUUUCUCAAGUUCAUGCCACUAACCUCCACAACCGGUAGGGAGUUGGCAAAAACUGUAAUAAAAGGACUUGAAGAUAGUAACAUUGACGUCAAUAACCUACGUGGCCAGGGGUACGAUGGAGCGGCUGCCAUGAGUGGGAAGUUUAAUGGGACCCAAGCCUGUAUCCAAGAAGCUCACCCCACAGCAAUAUUUGUGCAUUGCGCUUCUCAUAGCCUUAAUCUGGCAUUAUCAAACGCUUCUGAAGUUGCACCUAUCAGAAACUGUUUCGGAAUAGUAGAGAGGGUGUAUAAUUUUUUCAACACUCCUAAAAGACAAGCCGUUUUACAACAGUGUAUUGCAUCGGAGAUAAAUGUUGAAACCAACAGGAAAAAACUGCUACAACUUUGUCCAACAAGAUGGGUGCAAAGGCAUGAUGCCGUCUUUGUCAUGAAGGAGCUUCUUCAACCAGUUGAAGUAGCGUUGGAGGAAAUAAAAAACUGGAGUGAUAGAGACUCUUCUUCUGGAACUCUUAUUUUACUCAGCUCUUUACGUCAAGGCGAAUUCAUCAUUUCUCUCUUGGCAUCAGACAAGCUCCUUGGUUACACUGUAAACCUAAGCAAAAAGCUGCAAGGAAGUGAUUUGGAACUAUCUUCUGCAAUCACACAUGCUGAAACUGUACUUGAAAGCCUAAAAUCCAUAAGAACAAAUGCGGAUGAAGAGUUUCACUCCUUGUUUGAAGAGGCUACCCAUAUGGCCAACAACUUUGGAUGUAAAAUCUCCAUGCCCCGAACAGUUGGCAGACAACAAAAUAGAAACAACACACCAGCAGAUACGCCUGAAGUGUACUACCGGCGAUCUAUUUUCAUCCCUUGGAUUGAAUCUUUGAUAAGUUCUUUGGAAUCCCGAUUCAUGAAACAUAAAGACAUAUUGAAGGGGUUUGAGUGUCUGAUGCCUACAGCCGAUGGAUCACGUGGAAAGGAAGAAACCUCAAAACUUAAUUAUCUGCAGCUGUGUUGUUUUUAUAAAAAUGACAUAAUUGAAAGUGGUGGGAACAACGAAAGCCUGCUCAAAGCCGAGUUUGAGUUGUGGCACAACAGCUUUAAGACCCACACCAACACACCAAGAAAUGUAAUUGAUUUGUUGAACUUGUGUGAUAAGGACAUGUUUCCUAACAUCCACAUGUUGUUGAAAAUAUUGUGCACUAUCCCUGUAACUACGAGUACAGCAGAAAGGUCGUUCUCAACAUUACGUAGACUCAAGACCUAUCUAAGGAAUACCAUGGGUGCUAACAGACUGAGUGGACUGGCGGCUUUGAAUAUUCACCGUGAAAUAGAAGUGACCAAUACAGAGGUAGUUUCUGUUCUCAAAAAAUCGACCAGACGUCUAGAUUUUGUCUUGUAAAUAUUUUAACUUUAACUUACAUCUCAUUUUGUAAUCAUUAAAUUUACAUUUGUAAUUUAAAUGUAUUAUUUCUUUCCUUGAAAACUUAAAACUAAUUAAUGACAGUCCAACUUAUUCCAGGAUGACAUUUCAUAAUAAAAAUCAAUAUAAAGCUUUAACUUGUAAUUUUAAUAAGGUUUUAAUUGAGCUAAAAGCUGGUUUAAUGUAAUAGUAGCCUAUUAACUUAAAUUUUUCUCUAAUAAGAUUAACUUGUAGUUGAUUAUGAAACAGGCCACAGACAGUUGGUUUUAGCUUACUCAAUUAUCUAAUGAUCAUGUAAUACAGUGAUGUACCAAAUGUUACAUUAUUGUAGUUCGAUAUGUUAUAGGCCAACUAAUUAUAUAUUACUGGUCAUUGAAGGUCAUGUAAUGGAAAACUAUAGGCGUACAUUUUAUACUUGGGAAGCCGAAGCCCCCCCCAAACCAAAAUUCUGGGUGC
Homalodisca vitripennis (glassy-winged sharpshooter) is the source of this 2263-nucleotide messenger RNA. Its product is annotated as 52 kDa repressor of the inhibitor of the protein kinase-like. The record is from RefSeq and is a predicted model, not a curated record. Bases 419 to 1786 code for a protein of 455 amino acids. NCBI's taxonomy places the organism in Eukaryota, Metazoa, Arthropoda, Insecta, Hemiptera, Cicadellidae. The transcript has a single exon. Gene Ontology annotation, molecular function: protein dimerization activity.